AUGUCUUACGAUCGAGUUCUCCCCAAUCCUGCUGCUCUCUAUGAGUCUGCGCCAGUCACACUGCCUCGACCCACGAGCAACCUCCUUGAUCACAAAAUCAUGAACGACGACCUGUCCAACUCGGCCAUGGCGUCCCGCCGCCCCAGCGAGGGUGGCCCCGUCGGUGCACCUUGUAGGUAUGCCGGCCCACCCAGUACCCUCCCGCAGCUAUCAUCCAUCACCCGGGCCAAGGACACGUUCCAGAAGAUCGUCUCGCCCAUGUCCUCGGAGCCGCGUGCCCUCAAGCCGGUCAACCCAGUACUUGCAACCAAGGACAUUCCCAUUCGCGAGCGGUCGUCGUCGUCCUCGGCCAGCAGCACCAGUCCCGUCAAGUCCGCCCACAAAGAGAGUGCCCUGCAGUUCUGCCUCUGUCAGCCGGACCCGAAGAUCCCCCGGCCUCGUAAUGCUUUCAUCUUAUAUCGUCAGCAUUACCAGUCGGUGGUGGUAUCUCACAACCCAGGUCUGGCGAACCCGGAAAUCUCCAAGAUCAUCGGCGAGCAGUGGAGAUCCUUGUCCGAGGAUGAAAAGAGCAAAUGGAAGGCGCUUGCAGAAGAAGAGAAAGCCCGUCACCAGCAGCAAUACCCCGACUACCGGUACCAGCCCCGGCGAUAUGGACGGGAUGGGAGCUCGCGGAACUCAGCCUCGGGCAUCAGUCAUAAUCCAUCGGGGUCCUCAACAUGUAACCGAUGUGGUGGUCGGGUCAUGAACCCGCCAGCGUCUCCUAUGACCCCGUUCACUCCCAAUGGAGCACCGGCCAAUCGGUCCUCGAGCUUUUCAGUGCCGUCGUCUCAUACGACCACUAUUACCGCUAGGAGCUCUCAAUGCCGCGAGAAAGAUUCAAACAGGGUACCGAAGCCUGUGAUGAUCGACCCGCCAGACUCCCGGUCCCGUCAACGCCAGUGGGAUGAGAGCAGCGUUCAGUCUCCGGAUAACAAGCGCCGUCGGGUAUCGCAAGCCUCCUUCAAGCCCAUUCUGCAGCCUUAUCGGGACAGAAGCCCCGAAUCACCGCACCCAAUGACUCCGCACAGCGCUCGGCCAGAUAUGGCCCAGCAUCGGGGCAUGAUCCCAAUGCUGCAUCCGCAGCGGCAGUACGGGAGCGUGCACAAUCCGCUCCCCGACCCUAGUCUGAAGUUGCCACCGCUCCAGACCACAACGCCGGUGAUGACCCCUGCCACGCCUUUUUCGCAAGAAGGAUCCAGUGUCGAGGCAACCGUCAUGACGAUUCCGUUCCUGAACAAAAUCAAAGUUCUGGCUAAAAUCUCACCGCCGCUGGUGCCGUCUUUUCGUGAAACAAACCCUUUAACUCGAGGCCCGGUCAUCGCCGUUGAUGGACAAGAUUCAGAACUAGUCCAGAUUGUGGUUGAGUACCUGGAUGGCUUGUUGAAAAAGGAAGCCAAGUACUACGUCCGUGUCUUUAAUGGCCCCGAAAUCCAGCAACCUCGAACGGAAUCCAGCGACACGGGCCAAAUGGGAGAUGCGACGGUGGACUAUCUCAACACCAUUUCGGCGUGGCACCGGAUUUCAGACGAGGUCGUCAACUUUGUCAAGGCCGUCUCGUCUGCGGAUUCUGUUGACGCCCGGUCUACUACCACCGACGAGGAGUCCGCUCCCAACAGGUCACCCAAGACUAUCAUCCCCAAGACAGCCAAUCUUCAGAUCCACUCACCGGCACAGUCCAGCGAAAACGGGUCCGAGUCUAGCGUCGUGUCUAAUGGGACAUCGGGCAGUCACUGCGCUGUUCCAGUUGCGUUGGUUCCGCGAUACCAGCUCACCACUGCAGAUUCUUUCGCGUGCUCUAUCCCCAUCAACGAUUCAUACGCACCGCUUGAUCACUGGCAGUGGAUGGCUUCGCUGUGGCGCGCCUGUGUCGGGCCCGACAUCACGGUGUACAUCCGAGAGUGCAGCAUGGAGGAGCUGGACCGUGUAGGAGGUAAUCCAGUAGAAGUGCGACUGCAUGAUGCAUGUACAGUGGUGUUGCGCAAGGUGAUUGGUACCUCUCGCGAGCUGGAGGAGAAAGCGUUGAAGCGGAUGGGAUUUGAAAUUGAGGAUUUCCUGACCCAGUGA
Molecule: messenger RNA, 2103 nt
Organism: Penicillium alfredii
Lineage: Eukaryota; Fungi; Ascomycota; Eurotiomycetes; Eurotiales; Aspergillaceae
Product: putative HMG box transcriptional regulator
Exons: 3
Coding region: 1-2103 (700 amino acids)
Biological process (GO): cell differentiation; negative regulation of transcription by RNA polymerase II; anatomical structure morphogenesis
Molecular function (GO): RNA polymerase II cis-regulatory region sequence-specific DNA binding; DNA-binding transcription factor activity, RNA polymerase II-specific
Source: RefSeq, a predicted model, not a curated record